Caenorhabditis angaria is the source of this 1221-nucleotide messenger RNA. NCBI's taxonomy places the organism in Eukaryota, Metazoa, Nematoda, Chromadorea, Rhabditida, Rhabditidae. The record is from the annotation of a GenBank genome assembly.
AUGGCAAGCAACAAUAGUAAUAAUUUCAACACUCUUCGCAAACUUUCCGACGUAACUUUCGACAAUGAGGAGAAAAAACCAGCUCGAACUUCUCCACCUCGAUCCCCACACACAGAAAAACCUUCAAAGACUCCGACAACAACAUCUACAACUACAACUACAACCACCACAACUACAAAAAGCCUUGACGAUGGUGACGUGGCAAUCUCAUUAGGUGGAUGUGGAUUUUUGGGAGUAUAUCAAUUGGGCGCCAUCAAAAUGAUCUAUCAACACGGGAAAAAGUUGAUGGAUAGAACAGUUAGAUAUGCAGGUUGUUCAUCUGGAAGUCUUGCGGCGGCUAUGCUUUUACUUUGUCCAGAAAAGUGAGUUGUAUUUCACUAAUCGCGUUGCGUGUGCGUCGCGGUUUUAGUUUUGAAAACCGUGACGCACACGCAACGCGUAUCACUGAUGAAGAAAACAAAGUUUUUUCAGGAUCGAUGAAGCACUUCAAAAUAUGUACGAUGUCGCUGAAGAGAUCAAUAAUCACACCUUGGGAGUUAUGAAACCGGGACUUAUCAUAAGUCAAAGAUUGAGAACCGGAAUGGAAAAUGUUCUACCACAAGAUAUUUCAAAAGCUCAAAAUCGUCUUUAUGUCUCGGUCACUAAAUUAAUGGUAAUUUAAAGUUUUCUAUCUUUUAUAUAAAAAACAAAAGGAUUAUUUGCAGAAGCUUGAAAAUGAGCUGAUUUCAAGUUUUGAAUCUCGCGAGCAUUUAAUCGAUGUGUUAUUAGCAAGUUGUCAUCAUCCAUUAUGGUCAAAUGGAAUUAAAGGACCACAAUCACCGGUUUUGAAUGGGGAGGUAAGAAAAAAGCAAGUGCGCUCUAGGGAAAAAUGCUUACCUUUUCCUGAUUUGCGAAUUCUUCCCCAAAUCGAUUUUUGUUUUUUUGUAGAAUUACAUCGACGGCGGCUACACCAAGUUAAUUCCAACAUUUUCCGAUAUAACAACAGUUACAAUAUCAGCUUAUGCUUCAGAUGCAAGUAUUUGUCCAAUUGAAAAAUCAAUAUUCAAUGAUGAUACAACUUGUCGUGUAAUGAAUCACAAUAUGAAAAUAUCUUUUGCCAAUUUACGUCGAGUCAAAUUAUCACUUCUUCCACCACCAAAAGAAGAACUUGUCAAAUAUUAUGAACUAGGAGCUGAAGAUGCAAAACAGUUUUUGAUUCGAAAUAAUGUGUAUAAUGAAUGA